Messenger RNA from Dictyostelium purpureum, 1192 nucleotides. RefSeq names its product arsenite transport subunit A (gene ArsA). Gene Ontology annotation, biological process: post-translational protein targeting to endoplasmic reticulum membrane. Gene Ontology annotation, cellular component: GET complex. Lineage: Eukaryota; Evosea; Eumycetozoa; Dictyosteliales; Dictyosteliaceae. The record is from RefSeq and is a predicted model, not a curated record. Bases 3 to 995 code for a protein of 330 amino acids. Gene Ontology annotation, molecular function: ATP hydrolysis activity; ATP binding. The transcript has 5 exons.
CAAUGUCAGAAGAAGAAGAAUUAUACGAACCAACUAUUCAAAAUAUUAUUGACAGUGAUUUAAAAUGGAUUUUCAUUGGUGGUAAAGGUGGUGUCGGUAAAACAAGUACAUCAUGUAGUAUUGCCAUCCAACUUUCUAAAGUUAAAGAAUCAGUUCUUUUAAUUUCAACUGAUCCAGCUCACAAUCUCAGUGAUGCAUUUGGUCAAAAAUUCACAAAAAAUCCAACUUUAGUCGAAGGUUUUAAAAACUUAUUCUGUAUGGAAAUUGAUCCAACUCCAGAUCAAUUAGCACCAGAAUUUAUAGAAUCACAAGGUGAUGGUUUUAAUCUUCAAGAAUUUACUUCUGCUAUCCCAGGUAUUGAUGAAGCAAUGAGUUUUGCCGAAGUUAUGAAAUUAGUUAAAUCACUUGAGUUCUCAGUUGUUGUUUUUGAUACUGCUCCAACUGGUCACACCCUUAGACUUCUUUCAAUUCCAUCCUUAUUAGAUAAAGGUUUAAAUAAAUUUUUAUCAAUGCAAAAUAAUUUCUCUGGUAUUCUUUCAGCUGUAUCAGGUAUGAUGGGAGGUAAUGUACCAACUGCAGAAGGUAUUGAAAGUAAACUUCAAACUACCAAAAAAACCAUUGAAGAAAUUAAUGUUCAAUUUAAGAAUCCAGAUCUUACAACUUUUAUUCCAGUUUGUAUCCCAGAAUUCCUUUCAGUUUAUGAAACUGAAAGAUUAAUUCAACAAUUAACCAAAUUAGAUAUAGAUGUACGUGAUAUUAUUGUAAAUCAAAUUGUUUAUCCAGAAAAUGAUUGUAAUUUAUGCUCAGCAAGACAAAAAAUGCAAAAAAAAUAUUUAGACCAAAUUGAAGAAUUAUAUUAUGAUUUCCACGUUACCAAACUCCCACUCUUAAAAGCAGAAAUUAGAGGUGUACCAUCACUCAAAUUAUUCUCAGAACUUUUAGUUAAACCAUACGACCCAUCUCACCCAUUAGUCCUCCCAAAUCAAGAAAAAUAAAUUAAAACCACCAAUAUAUAAAAUAUAAAAAAAAAAUUUAUAAUAAUAAUAAAUUACUGUUAGUGAGUAAUUUUAAUAAAAUUUAAACAGGAAUUUUUUUUUUACUUUUAAAAACAUAGUUCAAUACAUUAGGUUAUUCCAGAUUACCUAUUUACUCUGGUAUAGUGUUAUUAUUAUCUUAUAAAAGUAAAAACUUU